Messenger RNA from Anopheles coustani, 1008 nucleotides. RefSeq names its product cation-dependent mannose-6-phosphate receptor-like. Lineage: Eukaryota; Metazoa; Arthropoda; Insecta; Diptera; Culicidae. The coding region runs from base 26 to 790 and encodes 254 amino acids. Gene Ontology annotation, cellular component: trans-Golgi network. The record is from RefSeq and is a predicted model, not a curated record. The transcript is spliced from 5 exons.
UUCUUCAGCUCUGAAAUGACCAAAGAUGUGUAAAUACCUGGUUCUUGUUUUGUGCUGCGCGCUCAGUUUCACCUACGCUAGAGAAUGCAGAAAAGUCGGUGAUUGUUCAUGUGAAUACUACGACGGCACAGGAAUAAAUUUGAGACCCAUUAUCGGCCAUGCUGGUCCACCCCUGCAGGCUAACUAUGCCAAUGGGACUGUUUAUUAUUUCAGUCCUUGUGAGGAUCUGAUUUACACACCCGACAAUACCAGUAAUAAUGAUGCAGAGAGUAAUCCUUGCGCCAAAGGAUAUACGCUCUGCCAGGCUAUCCUGGCUAAUGGUACCGUAAACUACACACGGCUAGGAGAACUGAAGGAGACCCAGUUUACCAGCGACAAAGAGGGUGAUGGGCUUUAUCUCACUUAUAACAAAACGACUCAAAGUACGCACAUUAAACUGAUAUGUACCACUGAUAAGACUACGUACUUUUUUCCCGAAACAUCGGAGAAAGGAAUAACGAAGCUGCUUCUAUUCUCUCCGCAUGCCUGUCCAAUCACGAUAGAAGACUUCAGCAAACCCAGCACCGGAACUGUGCUGCUUAUCAUGUUAUUUAUUGCCUUUCUAUCGUACUUUGUCAUCGGAGCCACAGUCAAUGCACUAUACAUUGGAGCGAGAGGCAUGGAAAUUAUUCCCCAUGUGGACUUUUGGAGAGAUUUGCCUAAUCUUGUGAGGGACGGAGCACUAUAUCUACAGAACGGCUGCAGGGUCACCAGUCAAACCCCUAAUCCAGACUCCUACGAUGCCAUAUGAGAAGAUUGCCCCCCUUUUGUGUUAUUCGAAGCUUAAAGAAGAUGUUGGAUCACAAAUUGGAUUUCACUAUCCGCUAGAAAAAACUGUUCGAGCGCGUUCGACAAACGUGGAAUGGUCGAAUACUGUGAACGGACUGACAUAUUUCUUUAUUUGUACAGUUACAGUGCCGAAUAAAUUCCUAAUUUCUACUGUUACAUGCUACGUUUGUUUUGCUAUAA